UCCUGGCUGCCUCCUGUGCCGCCCUCGGGGCAGGAUUCUGCUCUUCCUCCACCCCCUGCCGGCCUCCUCCAUGGCUAAAAAGCAAAGCAGCAGAGAGCCCUCAGCUGUUGUCUUCGAUGUGCAGUCCAAGGCAGUGCUGGCCCCGGGAGGGAGCUUUGAGAACAUGAAGGAGAAGAUCGGAGCGGUCAGAGCCAUCGUCCCCAACCGCAGCAACACUGAGAUCGUGCUGGUGCUGCAGCACUUCGACAACUGCGUGGCCAGGACGGUGCAGGCCUUCAUGGAAGGCAAUGCCAGCGAGGUGCUGAAGGAGUGGACGGUGACAGGCAGGAAGAAGAACAAGAAGAAGAAGAGCAAGGCCAAGGCAGCAGCAGAGGGCAGCAGGGGCUCCAAGCAGCCAGGGAAGAGCAGCCAGGAGGGGCUGGGGGGGGCCCAGGAGGAGAGGGUUGGCCUCAAUGGCUUCCAUCUCAAUGGCUGUGCCCAGGACACUGAGUCCAUGGAGUCCCUCAGUGAAGGCCUGGAUGCCCUCUCCAUCGAUGCCAGGGAGCUGGAGGAGGGAGAGCUGCCAGCUAGCCCUCCCUGCCGCCGGCCGCAGCCCCGCGGCGCCCCCCGGCCGCCGCCCGGCCCCGCCCCGGCCCUGCCCCCGGCCGCCGCCCCCGGCCCUGCCGCCAGGAAGCUUGGCUGCAGCAUCGAGCGCUCGGUCAAGGACCUGCAGCGCUGUGCGGUGUCCCUGGCGCGGCUCCGGGCACUGCUCCGGGAGGAGGUGGAGGCCUCCCUCAGGAGGAUGAAGAAGGCCUUUGCCGAGCUGCAGAGCAGCCUGAUGGACAGGGAGGUCACCUUGCUGGCUGAGAUGGACAAGGUCAAGGCAGAAGCAAUGGAGAUCCUGGGGAGCAGGCAGAAGAAAGCAGAGGCCCUCAAGAAGCUGACAGAGGUGGCUGGGAGGAUGGCAGAGGAGCAGCUGGUGGAGCUCAGAGCUGAUAUCAAGCAUUUUGUGAGUGAGAGGAAGUACGAUGAGGAGCUGAGCAGGGUGGCCAAGUUCAGCUGCGAGCUGGAGGGGCUGAAGAGAAGCAUCGCAGCCUUCGGGCAGGUCUCCCACCCCAGGAGCAGCUACUCCAACCGCAGCCCCGCAGCCCCCCCGGCCCCCCCCAGCGCCCCCCCCGCAGCCUCCCCCCCGGCCUCCACUGCUGCCUGCAGCAAGAAGCCUUCGGCCUCCCUGGAGGCCUCCACCCAGCCAGAGGGCAGCAGGAGGCCAGCAGCAGCCCCCCGGGGGCAGCCCCAGCGCCCCCCCGGGGGCAGGCCCAGGCCAGGGCCGGGCCCCAGCGGCAGCCGGCAGCAGAGCCCCCCCCCGGCCACGCCCCCCGCGGAGCCCCCUCCCCCGGGGACCCCUCCCCAGCCCCAGGCCCCCGGCCCCCGCGGCGGCCCAGGGCCAGUCGGCAGGAGGGAGCCAGCUGCUGAGAGCCCCCCCGGGGCUCUGGGACCCCCCCCCAAAACCAGGGGACCCCCCCCCGGAGUGUAG
This is a messenger RNA of Dryobates pubescens (Downy woodpecker), 1513 nucleotides long. RefSeq names its product spermatogenesis associated serine rich 2 (gene SPATS2). Gene Ontology annotation, cellular component: cytoplasm. The record is from RefSeq and is a predicted model, not a curated record. NCBI's taxonomy places the organism in Eukaryota, Metazoa, Chordata, Aves, Piciformes, Picidae. Gene Ontology annotation, molecular function: protein binding.